Molecule: messenger RNA, 522 nt
Organism: Gordionus sp. m RMFG-2023
Lineage: Eukaryota; Metazoa; Nematomorpha; Gordioida; Chordodea; Parachordodidae
Product: TBC1 domain family member 5 homolog A-like
Exons: 1
Coding region: 1-522 (173 amino acids)
Source: RefSeq, a predicted model, not a curated record
AUGAUUGAAAUAGGAAGAAAAUUAGAUAUUAUUAACAUUAAAUCAGAAAGUGACAAUGUUAAUUAUGUUUUUAGUAGGGAUAAAAAAUUUAAUAAAAAUAAUGACAAUAAUAGAAAUAGUGAUAAGAAUUUAGAUAUCCAAAGUACUUCUAAUAGGAAUGAGAUUAAUAGUAACUAUAAUAGACCUAAUUAUUAUUCGAGGCAAAAUUUUGACAGUAGGAAUAGAAAUUAUGGUGAUAACAAUUUUAGUGAUGAUAACGACAACAGGAAUAGGAAUUUUACUAACGUUAGAAACAAUAACAAUUAUAAUAAUAAUAACUAUAGAAAUAAUCAGUAUAAUGAUAGUAACUAUCAAAAUUACAAUUAUCGGUAUAACAAUAGCAACAGAAACUUUCAUAAUAAUAAUUAUCAAUCUUAUAACAACAACUAUGGUAGGAACAACGCCUGGUUUAAUUAUAAUCAGAGGAGACAGAUUCAAUGUGAUGAUCAAAAUCAUAAUAAUUACCGAUCUCAAUUCAAAUAA